Lactuca virosa is the source of this 630-nucleotide messenger RNA. NCBI's taxonomy places the organism in Eukaryota, Viridiplantae, Streptophyta, Magnoliopsida, Asterales, Asteraceae. The record is from the annotation of a GenBank genome assembly.
AUGCCUGGAGAGAACUUUUUCAAACUCACUGCAGCAGUUUCGGGGUCAAGGGCCAUCUCACAGGAGACUCCAAAACCUAUAGAUAACAAGGAUGAAGCGUGGGUUAAUCUUGAUGACCUAGUCAAAAUAUGGAUAUAUGGCACAAUCACUCAAAGCUUGCUCAACAUGAUCCUCAAAUCAGAUCAGGAACUCCAGACUCUUACUCUUGGAGAUCUCACAAUCUCUCAAUAUUGUGAACGCAUGAAGGCAAUCUCAAAUUUUCUCAACAAUAUUAGAUCUCCUGUCCUUGAGCCAACCUUUGUCGCAUACCUCAUAAAUGGCUUAUCACCAAAAUAUGACAACAUAACCACUGUUCUAUGCCAUCAAGACCCUCUACCAUACUUUCUCAAAUGUAGGUCAAUACUAUCUCUGGAGGAACGAACCUUAAAUCGAAACCGAACCACUCAACCUCUCCAUAUGGACCAUGCAUCUUCACCCAUUGCCCUUCUUUCUGAAGCCCUUCUACUCCCUAACCAUGUGCUCCAACCAACAACAACCUUGGAGGUUGUAGGCCCUCUCAACCUCAUCGUGGUGGCUCACAAACCAAAGACAUCCGCUGCCAUCAUGUUGUCGCCAUUCAACCACAACUGA